AUGGCUAAGUCAUUGAACAUUCUCAUCGUAGCAAUCUCCCUCGUCGCUUUAUUUCCUCUUUGUUUGUGUUCCAAAGCCUAUGGAACUAGCGGCUACCUCUUCCCUCAGUUUUAUGACCACUCGUGUCCUCAAGCUCAAGAGAUUGUUCAGUCUAUUGUUGCUAAAGCAUUCGCACACGACCCUCGCAUGCCUGCCUCUUUGCUUAGACUCCAUUUCCACGAUUGUUUCGUCAAGGGAUGUGAUGCGUCGAUACUAUUGGACAGUAGUGGAACCAUAAUCAGCGAGAAACGAUCAAACCCUAACCGAAACUCAGCCCGUGGUUUUGAACUCAUCGAGGAAAUCAAACAUGCCUUAGAACAAGAGUGCCCUGAAACAGUUUCUUGCGCCGAUAUCUUGGCUCUAGCCGCUAGAGACUCAACUGUCAUUACGGGUGGACCGAGCUGGGAAGUACCUCUAGGGAGAAGAGACUCGAGAGGAGCAAGCUUGAGUGGUUCCAACAAUGACAUUCCUGCUCCCAACAACACUUUUCAAACCAUCCUCACUAAGUUUAAGCGUCAAGGCCUCGAUCUCGUCGAUCUUGUCUCCCUCUCCGGAAGUCACACCAUCGGAAACUCGAGGUGCACAAGUUUCCGGCAGAGAUUAUACAACCAGUCCGGCAACGGAAAGCCUGAUCUCACCCUUAACCAAUACUACGCCUCCGUGUUACGUCAACAAUGUCCAAGAUCCGGCGGUGACCAAAACCUCUUCUUCCUCGACUUCGCGACGCCUUUCAAGUUCGACAACCAUUACUUCAAGAACCUGAUCAUAUACAAAGGACUAUUGAGCUCCGACGAGAUACUGUUCACGAAAAACAGAGAGUCAAAGGAGCUCGUUAAGCUCUACGCAGAGAAUCAAGAGGCGUUCUUCGAGCAGUUUGCUAAAUCGAUGGUGAAGAUGGGAAAUAUCUCUCCGUUGACUGGCGCCAAGGGAGAGAUCCGAAGAAUCUGUCGGAGAGUUAACCAUGCUUAUUAA
Arabis nemorensis is the source of this 1011-nucleotide messenger RNA. The record is from the annotation of a GenBank genome assembly. Lineage: Eukaryota; Viridiplantae; Streptophyta; Magnoliopsida; Brassicales; Brassicaceae.